Messenger RNA from Pleurotus ostreatus (oyster mushroom), 828 nucleotides. RefSeq lists its product as uncharacterized. Gene Ontology annotation, molecular function: protein binding. Lineage: Eukaryota; Fungi; Basidiomycota; Agaricomycetes; Agaricales; Pleurotaceae. Bases 1 to 828 code for a protein of 275 amino acids. The transcript has 7 exons. The record is from RefSeq and is a predicted model, not a curated record.
AUGCACAUAUUCGGACGCAAACCGCUCAAAGAACUCAAGGCAUGCAAGAGCCCAACUCACGGCCUGCUCUUCUCCGAAGGCGGCCAGUUUCUCAUCACAGGAAGUAACGACGAGUGUGUGCGAGUGUGGGACAUGUCCAAGUCCUCCGCACUAUGCAUCCAGACAAUCCGACACCCCCAGGAGAAAUGGGGUCAAAUAACGUCUCUCAUCUGGGCUCAUCUUCCCGCACCCGUACAUGGCGGCAUGCUAUCCACCACUGCACUCUCUACCACUGCCGCUUUUGCGUUUGAUCAUCCCGUCGAAAGCAUGGCAUACGACAAACACCAUCAGCGACUGAUCGCUGCAAGUCAGUUUGGUGUCAUCAAAGCCUACACCCUCACGAGCUCAAGUAACGCACAGCUUCUAUGGCAAGUGCCUUCUUUAAACGCAAUGCCCAAGGACCUUGCUUUCUUUGGUGACGAUAAGGUCGUCGCUUUCUUGUUGCAGAGUGGCGAGAUGGUUUGCUUGAGUGUGGCAACCGGAAUUAUUCAAUGGCGUAAGAAGCUCUUGGGUGCCAUCGGACAUGCGACUCUCUCCCGCGACUCCACCAAGUUGUUGGUAAACAACUUAUCAACAAACAACUUCGAGCUUUAUGCAUUUCCCGAAGACACACUCACACGACAAUUCGCCAUUCCGGACAAGGGUACUCGACACAAGAUUAAGCAAGGGGUGUUUGCAGGCGAUAACGAUGAGUUCGUUAUCUGUGGCAGUCUCCAUGGUAAAAUAUAUGUGUUCAACGCGGAAACUGGUGCCUGCAUUGAGGAGCUUCAACACAAUCGAAGUAUGUAA